Messenger RNA from Aspergillus versicolor CBS 583.65, 1158 nucleotides. RefSeq names its product NAD(P)-dependent alcohol dehydrogenase. The transcript is spliced from 2 exons. Gene Ontology annotation, molecular function: oxidoreductase activity. Bases 1 to 1158 code for a protein of 385 amino acids. The record is from RefSeq and is a predicted model, not a curated record. Lineage: Eukaryota; Fungi; Ascomycota; Eurotiomycetes; Eurotiales; Aspergillaceae.
AUGGCAGAUGAAAAGUCUCCCCGCGCCCUCGUCUCCUACGGCCCGCUCAAGGCCGGAGGAUGGAAGCUGGAGAAUGUCUCGCUGCGCCCGCUGCGAGAGAAGGAACUCCUCGUUGAAAUGGUCGCGUCGGGGAUCUGCCAGACCGAUCUCCAUUUUGCAGGCGCGGAAUCGGGCUUUGGCAUGCACUAUCCUCGAGUUAUGGGUCAUGAAGGCGCUGGAUAUGUCCGAGCUGUUGGGCCGGGCACGAAUGUAGCAGGUAUCGGAGACGCAGUUCUCAUGUCGUUCUCGUCGUGCAAGGCUUGUGAGCCCUGCGAGAGGAGACAUCCCGCGCAUUGUGCCGAGUUUAAUGCGAUUAAUUUUGAGGCUGCGCCGGAGGAUUACGUCUUCGAGGCGUCGUCGCAAUCUGCGUCUAAGCCUGAUAUCUACGGGAAGUUCUUCGGACAGUCCAGCUUUGCGAGCUUGUCCAUUGUUCAGGAGGAGUCGAUAGUCAAUGUUUCUGGGCUCGUGGAUAAGCGAGAAGAUCUGGCGUUGAUGUCGCCGCUGGGGUGCGGUAUCCAGACAGGCAGCGGUGCAAUCAUCAAUGCUGCAGCUGCAGGUCCUGGCGACCGAGUAGCAGUCAUCGGCCUUGGGGGCGUGGGCUUGAGUGCAGUUAUGGGUGCGAAGAUUGCUGGGUGUAAACAGAUUAUCGGAAUUGACCGGCAUGAGUCGAGGCUGGAACUGGCAAAGGAACUGGGGGCCACGCAUGUGGUCCGAGUUGAUCCAUCGAUGGCCCUUCAGGAUGUUACUGCUGCUGUCGUUGGUCUUACUGGUGGUUUAGGGACGAAUAUCACGCUGGAUACAACUGGUGUGCCACCUUUAAUCGCGGAAGGUGUCAAGAUGACGGGGUUCAAGGGGAAGAUUCUACAGGUUGGGACAGCGCCUGAAACGGCUGCUCUGUCAAUACCCAUCCACGAGUUCAUGGUCUCUGGAAGACAGUUUAUGGGCGUCGUGGAGGGAGAUGUCGUGCCCCAGGAGUAUGUGCCCAAGUUGAUAUCCUGGGUGAAGGACGGCAGACUGCCCUUGCAAAGAAUUGUGAAGUACUAUCAGGCCGAGGACUUUGAGACAGCAAUCCGUGAUAUGCAGUCGGGAGAGACAGUGAAGCCAGUUAUUUUAUGGUGA